Molecule: messenger RNA, 2885 nt
Organism: Drosophila innubila
Lineage: Eukaryota; Metazoa; Arthropoda; Insecta; Diptera; Drosophilidae
Gene: eco
Product: N-acetyltransferase eco
Exons: 2
Coding region: 74-2722 (882 amino acids)
Biological process (GO): mitotic sister chromatid cohesion
Cellular component (GO): chromatin; nucleus
Molecular function (GO): protein-lysine-acetyltransferase activity
Source: RefSeq, a predicted model, not a curated record
AUUGGCGCAGAAUAGCGCUGGAUUAAAAAAGCGGGAAAGAUUAUUGCAAUAAUAUUAUUAAAGUGGCGCAAUUAUGGAAACUCCAACGGGAAGUGGGCGUUCUAGACGUCCCACACGUACCCCCACUCCAAGUCUCUCGGCACGCAAGAGGCAGCUAUUCCGGAGUCGUAGUUCCAAGUUGGAUCAAAUAGAUGACGAUAGUGACGUUGAGGACAUAUUGCUGGGUUUGACUCCAUUGAAACCGAGGCACCAACGAGAAAACACUGAAGUCAAUAAGCAAACUAACGUUCGAAAGCUAUUCCCCAAAAAUGCAGUUGAAGAUGUUCGAAGCAUUUUAAAUAGCAGUAGCAGCAGCAGCACAAAUAGUUCACCUGAGACAAAUAAGGAAAAUGAAAAAACUCGGAGACCACAUGUCUCUGGUGUAACAACAACAACUGGCUCGGCUGAACAGCUGCCGCAUUUAUUUACGGCUACAAUGCGUAUAAAUGGCAACAGCAACAUAAAGCACAACAUCAAUUCCCCCCGCUCGACCAAAACUCGAGAGGACUCCAAUACGGAUACCGAUGAUAAUUCCACAAAUGGGCAGCGUCGCAGAGCAGUCAAAAGAGAACACGAAGAAGCGAAUGCAGCGGCAAUAGUCAUUGAAUCCUCUCCAGGAACUGACGUAGAUGUGGUAACGAUCGAUUCCUCUCCAGGAUCUGACAUGGCAUCGCCAGAGUGCAAGAUACGCAAGACGGAGAAGGAGUGUAUACCAACAUUUGCGUUUUAUUCCCAUGCAGCAUCUCGGACUGCUUGGCACAGCACGGCAGCUGUGACGUCCAGUGCACGACAACAGGGACACAAGCAGCGCGGUGUUAAGCCUAAAAUUACGUCACCUACGUCUCGUUCCAGGCAGGGCAUUAACAAGGGAGUGCGCCACAAGAUACGGAAGCCACCACGUCCUGCAGUGCCCACUGUCUUGGAUGACAUCCUGGGCACACUGCGUAAUGAAAAGUUGCGCCAGCUGAUUACCACAAAACGAGAAGAACGCGCCAAGGUGGAGCAGGUACACGAGAUUCUGCGCAGUGCCAAGGAUCCCAUUAAAAUGGCCAAGCCACUGAGCGUCAUGACUGCAGGCGAUGACAACAACAACAAUAAUCCGUCAACACAAUUGGAUUUCUCAGAUUUUACAGACGAUGAUGACUCGCCUAACGAAACAGCGGCGUCUGCUCCUGUUUUAAUGGACUUGGAUGAGCCGGUAAUACCAUUGAUACGACAUGCGGAUUCAGUGCACACCUCACCAAAGACAGACCCAAAUAACUUGGCCAAGCGCAAGUUCUUCAAGUCCGGACGACGGAGUAGCACCUGCAUGGAAGUCCGCAUUACGGACAACAUUCGCGCCAGUGUGAACCAGGGCAAGAUCUUGUUGGUGGAGGCGCCGCCAAAGAAACAGCGACAGGUGCGCGUAAGAUCAGCCACGAUCUUUUCCGCGGAGCAGGCUACCGUGGACGCCAUACUGCGUAAUCUUGAUGAUACCGUGGUGGAUGAGAUUGUGGAGUCGGAAACAGUGCCACCUGAAGCGUUGGCAACGCCAGCUGUGGAGGCGGAGGCAGUGCAGCAAGAUCCAUAUAUAAAGUAUCGCAAUCAAUUACCAUAUCAGACUGACGAUCCCGAAAUCAUGGAACAGCAAUCGGUGCUGCUGGAGUUUCUAAUAAGUAAUAACAUUUGCACGGAUGAAAACUUUGAAAUUUUCAUAGCCGAUCCGGAAAAUCACAAGGAUGAAGCCACACGAAUUGUCGAUGAGCUGUACAUGGUGAUCAAUGCGGACGUACAGGAUGCGGAAGUUCCUGAACACAAUAACUUAAAAGAAAAAACGAAAUCGGAUCCCGUAGGACCACAUGGAAAACUCUUUCCCAUACAAGAUGCGGAAGUUCCUCCCAGCAAUAACUCAAUAGUCCCAACGAAAACGGAUUCCGUAGAACCACAGGGAAAACUUUUUCCCAUUUUCACGCAACGCCUUCAACGGGUGCCGGAAAAGUCGACGCGCCGGAAGAUGGAUGUGUCCGGCCGUUUAAUGGCUGCUGCCGCUGGUUCCAAUCAGUAUCAAAUUGAUGCUGGCCAAAAGGCUUUUGGAGCUAGACAAUGUCAACAGUGUGGCUUGGUUUACACCGUCCAUGAGCCGGAGGAGGAGCAAUUGCAUCGCGAAUAUCACAAUGCUGUCCACGUGUUGCGCUUUAAAGGCUGGAUUGACGAAGAUAUCGUGGCUGUAUAUCCGGAAUGGGGCGCCGAUGGUCGUAUUAUACGCAUUAACGAACAUGCUCCGGCUGCACGCCUUCAACGUCUCACGGAACUCGUCCAGGUUGUGGACAAGGAACUGGGUUUCUCCUCGUAUAUUGUACCAAAGACUUUUGUUGCCUACUUUGCGGUGCGCAAACAACAAAUUGUGGGUCUAUGUUUGGUGCAACCAUUAACGCGGGCAAAUCGCUUUAUUCAAGUGGAUGGCAUCGAUUAUUUCAGCGAGGAGACUUUUGAAGCCAGUUGCGGCAUUUCACGCAUUUGGGUGUCUCCAAUGCAUCGACGACGAAAAAUCGCUAGCCAUUUGCUCCAGGCUGUGCAACUUCACACCAUUCUCGGCAGUGAAAUUUCCCGUGAUAAAAUUGCAUUUAGUGCUCCAACAGAUGAUGGACGUGCUCUUGCCCGUCACUUUACCCAGAAUGAUAAUUUUCUGGCCUAUGACCAGUGAGAUGUGUUGGCCAAUUGAAUUGCUUGCAGCAUAUUAUUCUUCUUAAAUUAUUAUUAUGUUUUGAGCCGAGAAAACGUUUUAUUAAAUAAGUAUAGUCUGUUUUCAAUCACUUGUAAUUAUAUUUCAAAUUAAAAGUGCACAGUAAUUAAAAUUUGAAAAAUAA